UUUGUUUGUACUGAGAGUUUUUUUUUUGUGUUGGUUUAUCGUCUGUUAUUAUUGUUUUGCAGAGUUUUGAUUUAUAGUACAUCCCCCAGCAGCGGUUUGGCUGUUUGGGGGGAGAGGUUUUUUGUUUUUUGUUUGUUUUGACCAUGGACACUGCAGAAGAGAUUGCCUCGACGAACACCGGUAAUGGGAGUGAAGGAAUGCAGAAACAGACGGCGGCGGACAUGGAAAAACUGAGACGGGAGAAAUUAAGAGCGGAAAAGGGGAGCAAGAAUCCAGAAAAGGAGAAUGCAGAGGCAAUGGGGAGUGGAGCGCACGAGGAGGAGACGGUGACAGUCGGGAGUGAACCAAGCUAUAGCAAGGCUUUGACGGUGUUGGUGGAGCUAGCGGGUUUGCCGGUUUACAUCACAGACUUGGAAAUAUUAAAGAAGCUGUUGGACUGGGGGGUGAGGGCAAUUUCGCCCAUUACAAGGAGGAUGUGGCCUGGGACCAGGAUCGUGGAGGGCACACGAUUUGUGAAGGUGAAGUUUACAGACACUGUCAAGUCACUGCCUUACUCUACGCGUUUUGACACUGAAAUGGGAGCACAAUAUUUUAGGGUCAUUCAUGAUCGGCAGGUGAAGGUUUGCAGAAUGUGCAUACAGCCAGGGCAUAUUGUUCGUGAAUGCCCAGAGUUUCUGUGUAGGAAUUGUGGGAGGCAGGGGCACUAUGCCAGGGAGUGUGACCGGUGGGAGCCAAAGUGCAAAGAAUGUGGAGAGAAGGAAUCAAAUUGUGUGUGUAAAGGUGGGGAGGGUGAAGAGGAGGAGAGUGCCCUCUCAAUUGAUGAAGACAGUGAGUCGGAGGAUGUUGGGGGUGAAGGAGUUGAGGGAAAGAUGGAGGAGGGGUUUGUAGUGGAACAGCUAAGGGGGGGGUUGGGAACUAGCAGCAGCCCUGUGGUGGUGGAUCAGACUGGUGAAAGUGUGGGGGGGGGCAUUGGGUCUAGCCUCGACUCAAAUAUGGUUGCACUGACGGACCCUGCAAACGGGAGUUUGGGGAACGGAAAGGCUAAAGUGGAUGCAUGGGCGACAGGAGGGAAAGGUUCUGAACAGGGGCCUUUGCCUUCUAGAGUUGUGCGCACAAAUGCUGACAGGAGUGCAGCCAUGGAGUUUGAGAGGCAGCAGGCUGUGACUACUGAGAGUGUAUCCGGCCGGCAGGAAGAAGUACCUGCAAGUGACCCCCCCACAAUGUCUGAGGGUGAUGAGUCAGAGGGGGAUUGUUUGAGUGUAGCAGGAGGGAGGAAGAGGGCACUCCUAAACAGAUCCGGCAAAUUGGCUGGUAUAAGGAAACAAAAUCAAAAGAAGAAAGGGAAGAAAAAAUGA
Molecule: messenger RNA, 1355 nt
Organism: Hypomesus transpacificus
Lineage: Eukaryota; Metazoa; Chordata; Actinopteri; Osmeriformes; Osmeridae
Exons: 2
Coding region: 144-1355 (403 amino acids)
Molecular function (GO): zinc ion binding; nucleic acid binding
Source: RefSeq, a predicted model, not a curated record